Messenger RNA from Cuscuta campestris, 768 nucleotides. The record is from the annotation of a GenBank genome assembly. NCBI's taxonomy places the organism in Eukaryota, Viridiplantae, Streptophyta, Magnoliopsida, Solanales, Convolvulaceae.
GUAAAUAGAUUCAAUGUAUACUCUUAUGUAUUUUUCAUACAAAAUUUUUAAGAUUUGACCAUAAAAAUCAAUCUCGGAAAGAGAUAUGGAAGGCGACGGAGCUCGAGGAAAAGGUGGCGGAGGAGGAGGAAAGGUUACCGGCAUCCGACAUAUUGUGAGGUUGAAAGAGAUUCUGCACAAGUGGCACAAUGUCACAUUGGGGCAUAAGGCGGCGGCGGCCGCCAAGAGAGAGGGACGUCCACUGCUGACUCCUCCUCUGCCGCCGCCGCCGCCUCCAGCCCCAUGCGGCGGCGGAAUCUCCCCCGCCAUAUGCAAGAGGCUGAUGAUGGCCGGCGGCGGGUGCUCGCAGUGGGACUCGGACGAGGAGAGCUGCGCGAGUCCCAACCCGCCGGCAGGCAUCCCGAGGGGGUACUUGGCGGUGUACGUGGGCCCCGAGCGGCGGCGGUUCAUCGUCCCGACGAGCUACCUCGGGGACCCGCUGUUCAAGGUGCUGCUGGAGAAGGUGGAGGAGGAGUUCGGGUUCGACCACGGCGGCGCCCUCACCAUUCCCUGCGAGACGGAGACCUUCAAGUAUCUCCUCAAAUGCAUGGAGACUCACGAGAGGGAACAACAACUUGUCGAUCCCCAACAGCACCCGGCCGGCAGCUGCUGCGGCGGCGGCGACGCAGCCCCCAGCCACACCGGUAAUUGAAUAAUUAUUCCCUCUUGCCUAAUACGGUGUGUAUAGAAACAAAUUCUCUUUUACUUCGAUAAAUUUUAAGGAAUAUU